Molecule: messenger RNA, 1455 nt
Organism: Condylostylus longicornis
Lineage: Eukaryota; Metazoa; Arthropoda; Insecta; Diptera; Dolichopodidae
Product: polyglutamylase complex subunit TTLL1-like
Exons: 8
Coding region: 1-1455 (484 amino acids)
Biological process (GO): microtubule cytoskeleton organization; protein polyglutamylation
Cellular component (GO): cilium
Molecular function (GO): metal ion binding; tubulin-glutamic acid ligase activity; tubulin binding
Source: RefSeq, a predicted model, not a curated record
AUGUUAAAUCAACGUAUUUUACAAAAUAAAACAAAAUUAAGCAAUGUAAUAUCAUAUGAUGACCUAUAUCAGCUUAAUUUAGAAAUUAAAAUGUUAUUAGAAGAAAAUAACAGACGAGUGAUUAAGUUGCGAGAGGAAAGCAUUUGUUUUUCGCAAGAUAAAAUUAAUUGGACAGAACAAAACAGUUUGGUAGAAUCUACCGCAAAUGAAGCUGGCAACAUAGCUCCACUUACUCAAUUAGAAAUUGAUGUUAUUACUGCGGAAGUACUGAGAGAGCUACCCGACGAGGCAUUGGAACAUUUGUUCCUUAGGCUUGGAAAGUCGCGGAGAAUAGCGCAGGCUAAUAAUCAUGAUCGUAUCAAGAUAUGUUUUUGUACGGACUUAGAUAAAUCUGUGUUAAUUAAUAAUUUUGAAAAACGUGGUUGGACCCAAGUGGGUGCUGACGAUGACUGGAAUUUUUAUUGGGCAGGAGUGCAAACAUGUAGAAAUAUUUUUAGUGUUGAUAGUGGAUACAGGAUGCAUGACAAUCAAUUAAUAAAUCAUUUUCCAAAUCAUUAUGAGCUGUCCAGAAAAGAUUUAUUAGUCAAAAAUAUAAAAAGGUACAGGAAAGAUUUGGAACGGGAUGGAAGUGCAUUAGCUGAAAAAGUUGAGCCACGAGAGUGUGGGGGAUCCAAAUAUCUUUAUUUAGAUUUCAUUCCAGUAACUUUUAUUUUACCAGCAGAUUACAACAUGUUCGUAGAAGAAUAUCGUAAAAAUCCACAAAGUACGUGGAUAAUGAAACCAUGUGGAAAGUCGCAAGGAGCUGGAAUCUUUUUAAUAAAUAAAUUGUCAAAAUUGAAAAAGUGGUCAAGAGAAGCAAAAGGAUCAUUUCACCCACAAAUUUCUAAAGAGAGUUACGUUAUAUCGAGAUAUAUUGAUAACCCACUUCUAAUUGGAGGAAAAAAAUUUGACCUUCGGUUAUAUGUACUUGUAACAUCAUUUAGACCACUUAAAGCUUAUCUUUAUAAAUUAGGGUUUUGCCGAUUUUGUACAGUUAAAUAUGACACAAGCGUAACUGAGCUGGAUAAUAUGUAUGUACAUCUUACAAAUGUUAGCGUUCAAAAACAUGGGGGCGAAUAUAAUAGUUUGCAUGGUGGAAAAUGGUCCGUUCAAAAUUUACGACUGUACUUAGAAGGUACAAGAGGAAAAGAUGUUACUGAUCGCUUGUUUGGAGCUAUUUCUUGGCUUAUAGUGCAUUCAUUGCGUGCAGUGGCACCUGUAAUGGCCAGUGAUCGGCAUUGCUUUGAGUGUUAUGGUUAUGACAUAAUUAUCGAUAAUAACUUAAAACCUUGGUUAGUUGAAGUAAAUGCAUCGCCAUCACUAACUUCUACAACUGUAAAUGACCGAAUUUUGAAGUAUAAACUAAUUGAUAAUAUUUUAUCUGUGGUUUUGCCACCAGACGGUAUUCCUGAGUAA